Amphiprion ocellaris (clown anemonefish) is the source of this 1244-nucleotide messenger RNA. It is a transcript of the gene spegnb, whose product is annotated as SPEG neighbor. NCBI's taxonomy places the organism in Eukaryota, Metazoa, Chordata, Actinopteri, Pomacentridae. Gene Ontology annotation, molecular function: protein binding. The record is from RefSeq and is a predicted model, not a curated record.
UCUAUAUAAGGAUGGGAAAAGAUCUCUGGAACAUUUGUUGCGCAUCUUCAAUCAAUCUCAUCAUGUGUUUCCUGCUACCCAAAGAAGGAGAAUGAAUGUCUGGUGAUAAGUUGCCUUCAUCCUUGAGGACCUACAAAGCUCCUCCUGACCCCUACAUAUAAAGCAUCAGGUCCUUUAGGUUUGCUGAUUCUGCGGUGGAUCGGGCACAUCUCUGAGAGGAUCUCCAAGAUGUCCAAAGCUAAGACUGCACCUCCUCCUGGGUGCACUCUAAACAUCAAUGAUCCUCAAGUCCAGGAGGCUGCUAUUCGAUUCCAGGCCUCAUAUCGCGGUCACAGGUCACGCAAAGAGCUGCGAGAGAAAGGUCCUCCUAAGAUCCUGCAGGAGCUCAGAGAUGUGGUCCUUGUUGAGGGCAGCGCUGCAAAGCUGGAGUGCCGAGUCAGUGCUUUCCCAGAUCCUUUCAUCGUCUGGCACAAGGAUGGCAAAGAGCUGAAGGACGGUCCAAAGUACCGUGUUUUUGAAGACCCGGAUUUUGUGGCACUCGUGGUCCGUGACGGGGUUCUGGCUGAUCUGGGAAAAUACAUUGUUAAGAUUAAGAAUCCAUUUGGACAGACAUCUGGAUAUGCCUGUAUUCUAGUGGAAGUUCCUGCUAAAAUUUCUAGAGGUCCAGGCAGCAUCAAGGCCAAGAGAGGGACAACAGUCGUUCUGAAGGCUGAAAUAAGUGGAGAACCUCCUCCAGAUGUUGCCUGGCUCAAAGAUGGAGAUGACAUUGAUGAAGAUGACAGGGUAUUCUUUGAUGUUGGAGAAACCAGCACAAUCUUGAUCAAAAAUGCAAAGUCAUCUGACGCUGGCAAGUAUGAAGUGUUUGUGGAGAACAAUCUGGGUACAGACCAGUCCUUUGCACGAGUGGACAUCCUCUGAUGAAGCCUCACAGCUGUGGUGCUAAUACCAUGAACAUGUUCUCUUACAGUUUAACUGGAUUAAUGCUACAUUCAAAGCUGUACACAACUUAAACCAUGCUCAUAAGAGGAAGUAAAGGAUUUAUUCGCUCAGAUCUUGUUUUUCAGAUUUCUUGAAGUGUAAUAGUUUAUUUGAUGUUGCAAAAAUGGCAAAGAACACAUUAACAAUUAGACAGACAUGAUUUUACAAUAAUAACUGGCGCACAAUGAUAUGUUUUUGUUGAUCAGUGAGAUAAGAGUUAGUAAAAAGAUAAGUGAAAGCAGUCUAUAAAAAUAAGUAAUCACUAA